UACGGUGACCAAACACACUGGGAAGGAGGCUGAGGGAAGCAUGGACCAGUAACUAUCAUCACCAUUACGCACUGGAUUUACGCUUUACAUCGGACCAGGGGAGGAGUUUUUGUUUCCUUUUCUUUUUUUUAUCUGCGCUAUAAACUCCCACAAGUUCAGUUUUUUCCCCCUUCAAGUUCAGUUUUGGGAUUUAUCCUCUUUGGUUCCUCGGGAGAUGAAUCCCAGCAGCGGGGCGAGCAGCGACAGCAGUUGACUGAGACAACACAAGCGAGCUCAAUGCAUCUUCCUCAAGGGGACUGAACAGGAGCCAACAAGUCCCCAUACGUUUUACUUUAUUUAUUCCAUAUUUAUUAUGUAUUUAUUAAACAUGGGGCGCGUUAUUCUGCUGACUCUCACCGUCAUGUUCAUGUUGCUGUGCCAGGGGUUCUGUUCGGGAGUUUUUGAGCUGAAGCUGCAGGAGUUUCUAAACAAGAAGGGGGCGCAAGGGAACAAGAACUGCUGCAAAGGAGGCCUGACCUCCUCCUUCCAGCAGCAGUGCGAAUGUAAGACUUUCUUCAGGAUCUGCCUCAAGCACUACCAGCCCAACGCCUCCCCGGAGCCGCCGUGCACUUACGGCGGCGCCGUGACGCCCGUCCUGGGCUCCAACUCCUUCCAGGUCCCUGACGUCAUCCCGGAGAGCGCGUUCACCAACCCGGUCAGGAUUAACUUCGGCUUCACGUGGCCGGGGACCUUCUCCCUGAUCAUCGAAGCGUUACACACCGACUCCAAAGACGACCUCUCCACAGAGAAUCCAGAGCGCGUCAUCAGCACAAUGACCACCCAGAGGCAUCUGACGGUGGGAGAUGACUGGUCCCAGGACCUGCACACCGCAGGCCGGACCGAGCUAAAGUACUCGUACCGCUUUGUGUGCGACGAGCACUACUACGGGGACGGCUGCUCGGUGUUCUGCCGGCCCAGAGACGACGCUUUUGGGCACUUUACCUGCGGAGAACGGGGGGAGAUCGUGUGUGACGCCGGCUGGAAGGGCCAAUACUGCACGGAGCCGAUCUGUCUGCCGGGAUGCGACGAGGAGCACGGCUUCUGCGAGAAACCUGGCGAGUGCAAGUGCAGAGUGGGAUUCAAGGGGCGCUACUGCGACGAGUGCAUUCGCUACCCGGGCUGCCUCCAUGGGACCUGCCAGCAGCCCUGGCAGUGCAACUGUCAGGAGGGCUGGGGCGGGCUUUUCUGUAACCAAGAUCUGAACUACUGCACUCAUCACAAGCCGUGCAUGAAUGGAGCCACAUGCAGCAACACCGGCCAGGGCAGCUACACCUGUUCCUGCAGGCCCGGCUUCACUGGGGCCAGCUGUGAGAUCAAGGUCAACGAAUGUGCUGGAAACCCCUGCCGCAACGGGGGAAGCUGCACUGAUUCAGAAAACACAUAUAAGUGCAGUUGCCCUCAUGGUUUCUAUGGCAACAACUGCGAGUUAAGUGCCAUGACGUGUGCGGAUGGGCCUUGCUCCAACGGAGGCCGCUGCGCCGACAACCCUGAUGGAGGCUAUUUCUGCCAGUGCCCCACUGGAUACGCAGGAUUCAACUGUGAGAAAAAGAUUGACCACUGCACCUCCAGUCCCUGCUCCAACGGCGCCCGCUGUGUGGAUCUAGUCAACUCUUACCUGUGCCAAUGCCCAGAGGGUUUUGCUGGUAUGAACUGCGACCAGACAGGUGAUGUUUGCUCUGCCUAUCCUUGUCAAAAUGGCGGGACGUGCCAGGAGGGUCCCACCGGCUACACCUGCACCUGCCCACCCGGAUACACCGGCCGCAACUGCAGCUCCCCCAUCAGUCGCUGUGAGCACAACCCCUGCCACAACGGUGCCACCUGCCACGAGAGAAACAACCGCUACGUCUGCGCGUGUGUGCCCGGCUACGGAGGCAGAAACUGCCAGUUCCUGCUUCCGGAGCACGCCGCCAUCCGAGGGUCCGAAGUCCCCUGGAUGGCCAUCGGCUCCGGCGUGGCUAUGGUGCUCCUGCUGCUGGCCGGCUGCGCCGUGCUGGUUGGGUUUUUCCGAUCGAAAGCUCAGCAUAGCGUGCAGGCGGAGACGGGGGUCGAAGGAGAGACAAUAAAUAACCUCACCAACAACUGUCACCGCGGUGACAGGGACCUUGCUAUCAGCGUGAUGCCGAUGCCAGGCGUCAAAAACAUCAACAAAAAGAUGGACUUCAGCAGCGGCGACCCGGAUGAAGAUUCUUCGCCAGGAAGGAGCAGCUGCAAAAGCCGACAUCCACCUUCAGACUACAACCUAGUGCGGGAGGUGAACUACGAGCAGGCGGCCAAGGAGGCCAUGCUGGAGGCGGCCUGCGAGGACAAGUAUCAAUCCUUGGACUCGUUGGAGUUUGAAGAGAAACACAGCAAACGUUUAAAAUGCGAUGCAUCAGAAAAGAGAGCCCCAGAACUGUCUGCAUGUGCGGACACCAAGUACAAAUCUGUGUUUGUGAUGUCAGAGGAGAAAGACGAAUGUAUAAUUGCAACUGAGGUGUAAGAAGCCACCAAUGGGCUGCCGGUUGCUCAUUUGCUCUAUGGGAGAGUUUUUAUGCUCCUUCAGAUGCUGCUCUAACCCUAGGGGGCGACGUCCCGCCUUGAGACUGCUGCUGAUACAGAGACGUUUAACUGAUAUUCAGAGUGAGCUGGUUCUCUACUGGUAACUAAGUGUAGGCAGCGGCGGCCUGUGGGAUAAGAACUGGCACGGUACAAAAUUUAAAAAAUAAAAGUGACGUAAAUGAGCUUUACAGCUGAACGUAAACUGUCAGUAAAACCGUAAACUGUUAGUAAAACCGUAAACUGUCAGUAAGCUUUCCAUUCUGCCUUUCAUUGGAGAUUAUAUAUACUGUAAGCAUUGGCAAUAAAGCAGGGGUGUCCAAACUUUUUGCAACGUCGGCCAAAAUUGUAGACUCAAAAUAGCAAUAAAAACAAACAACUCAACCUAAAUUCAAUCAAAUAAAAUAGCCUCAUAUUUAUUAUAGAUCCAAAACCUGGAAGGGAUUUUUACAACGGUGCAUCAGGGCCUUUGAAUAUAAAAAAAGGAGUAAAUUUCUACCAAAAACAAAAAAAAAUGUAGAAAAUUUUUAACAUUUGAAAUUCAGAUAUUUUUGAGGUUUUUUGUAGAAAAUUUCUACUAUUAACCUAAAAAAAAAAAUUUAUAGUAGGUGUCCUUUUUUUUUUUUUAGAAAAAUUCAGACUUUACUCUAAAAAUGUCUGUGCUUUUUGGCAGAAAUUUACUACGUUUUGCCCCCCUAAUUUGGCCCAAAUACAGUGCAGCAGAUUUGUAUUAAAAGAAAGUCAUCUAGUUUUCAGUUUCUUUUGGGCUCAGUUGAAUAAAUUUAUUUUCACUUUGUUUCAAAACGUUUUGCUAUUUCUAGCCAAGUUUAAGAAAGAAUAAAAGCUGAUCAUUUGUUAAAACUUUGCUCUAAAAUCACUUUACAUUUUCCUGUGUAAGAUUAAGUGGUGAUUAUUUUCACCGUGGUUACAAAUUAAAAGUCUCCAUCUGCAUCUACGGGUCAAAUUCGUAUCAUUUUUGAAUUGCAGUUGGGGGGCCGCACCAAAUCAGUCGAAAGGCCACAAACGGACCCCGGGGCUGCGCUUUGGACACCCCUGCAAUAGAGCAGUUUUAUUUCAUGCAACAUUUGCAGCCGGGCCUUUUCUGCACCCCACAGGCUGCUGCUGAGCGCAGGAACUGCAUCAAACGGUGGAUGUUUGGCCAUACUGGCCUGCUCUUCACAAGGCGCUUUAUGGGCUGUGCUCCCAUCGCUACCAUAGUGAAGACUGUAUGUAUACUUGAUGUCUGUAUUAACUGAAGUGCGUUUUCUCACCCUAAGCCCUCCAAACCAUUUAUGAUAUAGUAUUCUUUCAAAAAACAACAAAAAGUUUUUGUUUUUAAUACAAAAGAAAAAGAAGAAAUUUCCUUUUGACACAGAUUGUCCUUUUUGUAAAAAUAAACCCAAGAAAGUGUUAUGAUUUAAAAUUAUGAUUUAAUUUAUGUUAAUUUAAAAACUUUUCGUUAUUUUUAUUUUCUAAUGUAUAUUUGUGAUGUUUGUUAUAAUUAUUUAAGUUUUUUUAAAGGAUAUUUGCAAAGGCACUUCAUGUGAAUGUUUGUUUUGGGUUUGUUUGUUUUUUUUUUGCUCCUUUUGUUUUAAGAAAAUGUUAUUUAAAAUGAAUAAUGUAACAGUUUACUGGUUGUGAAUGAAGGAAUUA
Messenger RNA from Gambusia affinis (western mosquitofish), 4227 nucleotides. It is a transcript of the gene dla, whose product is annotated as deltaA. The transcript is spliced from 11 exons. Gene Ontology annotation, biological process: establishment or maintenance of epithelial cell apical/basal polarity; heterophilic cell-cell adhesion; cell communication. Gene Ontology annotation, cellular component: plasma membrane; protein-containing complex. Gene Ontology annotation, molecular function: calcium ion binding. Bases 353 to 2518 code for a protein of 721 amino acids. The record is from RefSeq and is a predicted model, not a curated record. NCBI's taxonomy places the organism in Eukaryota, Metazoa, Chordata, Actinopteri, Cyprinodontiformes, Poeciliidae.